This is a messenger RNA of Aspergillus mulundensis, 771 nucleotides long. RefSeq names its product trafficking protein particle complex subunit 5. NCBI's taxonomy places the organism in Eukaryota, Fungi, Ascomycota, Eurotiomycetes, Eurotiales, Aspergillaceae. The transcript has 2 exons. Gene Ontology annotation, biological process: endoplasmic reticulum to Golgi vesicle-mediated transport. Bases 1 to 771 code for a protein of 256 amino acids. The record is from RefSeq and is a predicted model, not a curated record. Gene Ontology annotation, cellular component: TRAPPII protein complex; TRAPPI protein complex; TRAPPIII protein complex.
AUGUCGCACCCCCCGCGCCGCUCCUCCAUGCUCUCAACGAGCAGCAGCGCCCAAACAGUCACACCAAGCGAGAAGCAAGUCCCGCCACAACCACAGCUCCAAACACCAACCCAGUCAAACCCAGGCCUGCGCGUCCCCUCCAACCGCAAAACAAUCUACGACCGCCACCUCAACCGCAGCCGGAAUGCCGAGUCCAGCCGCGCCAGCUUCGCCUUCCUGUUCGGCGAAAUGGUCACAUACGCCCAGAGACGGGUGACGGGUAUACAGGACUUGGAGAGACGGUUAAACGAACAAGGCUACCCGCUCGGCCUGCGCCUCCUCGACCUCCUCUUCUACCGCACAAUGUCCAGCAGCUCCUCCUCCGCCCUCUCCAGCUCCUCAACCUCCGCAUCCCCGCCUAACCGCCCGCUCCGCAUCCUGCCCCUCCUCCAUCUCAUCCACGGCCCGCUCUGGCGGCUCCUCUUCAACAGACCCGCCGACGCGCUCGAGCACUCCGUCUCACCGGACACGCCGAACGAGUACAUGAUUACCGACAACGACCCGCUUGUCAACUCGUAUAUCAGCGUGCCGAAGGAGAUGAACCAGCUCAACUGCGCGGCGUACGUGGCGGGGAUCAUCGAGGGUGUUUGUGAUGGGUGUGGGUUUGAGGCGAAGGUUACGGCGCAUAAUCAGCCGACGGAGCUGUGGCCGAGUCGGACGAUCUUCCUGCUACGGUUUGGGGAGAGUGUUAUGGAGAGGGAGAAGGUGUUGGAGCGGGCGGGCGUGAAAUAG